UAACCCCUUUCCACCAUGGCCGAGGAUGCUGGAGCUAGUGGUUCAAAUAACGAUGGUGGCGGCAGUAGCAGCAACAUCAUCAAGGAACAAGACAGGCUACUCCCCAUAGCCAACGUCGGUCGGAUAAUGAAACAAAUCCUGCCACCAAAUGCCAAAAUAUCGAAAGAGGCCAAAGAAACCAUGCAGGAAUGCGUCUCCGAGUUCAUUAGCUUCGUCACCGGCGAAGCAUCCGACAAGUGCAAAACAGAACGGCGCAAGACUGUCAACGGUGACGAUGUUUGCUGGGCUCUGGCGACGCUUGGCUUCGACGACUACGCGGAGCCACUGAAAAGGUAUCUGUUUAAAUAUCGAGAGUUCGAAGGAGAUAAAGUAGCAGCAAAUCAAGGCCAGGGCAUUGUUGAUCACGACAACAACAUUGAAGACUCCAAUCUGGAUAGGUAUUAAU
Messenger RNA from Hibiscus syriacus, 445 nucleotides. RefSeq names its product nuclear transcription factor Y subunit B-3-like. Lineage: Eukaryota; Viridiplantae; Streptophyta; Magnoliopsida; Malvales; Malvaceae. The transcript has a single exon. The coding region runs from base 16 to 444 and encodes 142 amino acids. Gene Ontology annotation, cellular component: CCAAT-binding factor complex; nucleus. Gene Ontology annotation, biological process: regulation of transcription by RNA polymerase II. The record is from RefSeq and is a predicted model, not a curated record. Gene Ontology annotation, molecular function: DNA-binding transcription activator activity, RNA polymerase II-specific; RNA polymerase II cis-regulatory region sequence-specific DNA binding; protein heterodimerization activity.